Solanum verrucosum is the source of this 327-nucleotide messenger RNA. Its product is annotated as probable O-methyltransferase 3. The record is from RefSeq and is a predicted model, not a curated record. Bases 1 to 327 code for a protein of 108 amino acids. NCBI's taxonomy places the organism in Eukaryota, Viridiplantae, Streptophyta, Magnoliopsida, Solanales, Solanaceae. The transcript has 2 exons.
AUGGCAUUGCCUAAUGGUGAUAUUGGAGACGAAACUAGGGAAGUUCUGGCUGCUCAGGCACACAUAUGGAACCAUACAUUCAACUUCAUCAGUACCAUGUCACUCAAAUGUGCAAUUCAGCUUGAUGAAAAAGAGGGUUAUUUACUUACUCCGUCUUCACGUCUUCUCUUUAAAGAUGAGACUAACAAUUUGAGCAUGAUCCCUUUUAUUCAAAUGAUCCUUGAUCCAGUUAUGAUGGAUCCAUGGCACGAUCUCAGCCAGUGGAUCCAGUAUGGGGGCGAUGAUCAGCCUUCUCCAUUUGCCACCACUCACGAUCUCAGCGAGUGA